CCUUUACCUCUCCAUCUACACAUCACAAUUCACCAAAUUCGACUAAACAUGAGCGACCUAGCAGAAACAGAUACAAUGGACGAUAUUGCAGUCACCCAACUUCAUGGCGGCAAUGGAAGUGGUGCAGAUAUGGUGUUUAUGUUCAAUGACAACCAGAUUUCUGUGUCUAUUUUUCCCAGUAACGGGUCGUCAACAAAGGAUACUCGUCAAAUGGAGCCAAAAGACCGCCCUCUACAGGACCGUCUUGUUGAUCUUAUCUCUCGAGCUACCACGUGCCAGGACGACGACGAGUAUGAUAGGCUUGAGGAUGAGGUUCUUGGCGUCAUUCUGGAUGCUGGAAGGCCUCUUUUCUCUCGUCCAAUAUCUUCGCAAGGAGCAGUCGCUCAAAACGGCCAAUCUCUAAAUCAUCUACUGUUCCCUCCAUUCCUUUAUUUUCGGCUAGAGGCUCCUGCUAGUCACGCCUCCAUUGUACCCAUCAACCCAGCCGAGGCAAACACCAUUCUCACUAUCGACCCUGCUCUCGACCCAGGCUUUGAGGAAGAGUUGAAAAUCUGCCAAGACAUACCUCGCUAUAUCCCCGAGGAAAUCGUAGUCUCCAAGUCAUUUGUACGUGGUGCGAACACUGUUACCGCUGCCGUCCAGGUACGGGGGCGAGAUAUGUUCUGCAAGUCGCGUGGUCAACCCGGCGGGCUCUUUGGCACCGGCGAGGGGCGAGAGCUUGAAUGUCUUGGUGAGAUUCUCAAAGCGUUCCCACAACCAAACACAAUACAGGUUCCCCAGCUUCUUGGUUAUAUUCAUCACAAGGACACCAAGCAGAUCUUGGGGUUUCUUCGACAAUGGGUGCCUGGGCGUAGGCUUAGCGAUGUUGAUGUCACCACCGCUACGGUAGAAAAAAGGCAGAAAUGGUCCGUCCAGAUUUCUGAAACUAUCAAGUGUCUUCACGAACAUGGGUUGGUAUGGGGAGACGGAAAGUCUAGUAAUAUCAUUAUCGAUGAGCAGGAUAAUGCUUGGCUAAUUGAUUUUGGGGGGGGAUUUACAGAAGGGUGGGUCGAUGAGGAGCUGGCUGAAACCAAAAAGGGAGAUGAGCAGGCCCUGGCUAAGAUUGUGGAAUUGCUGAGCGAAGGUAAUGACGCGUCCUCAUCUUUGUAGAACAUGGAAGGUUUAAAUUAGAGAUAUUUAUAUAAGUCUUUGGUGCUUUUUUCCAUAGAGGCAUUACCAUAUCUGGGUAUUGGCACGAUUUGUCCCCUUCGUACUCCAGAUCCGCAGCUCGCCAGAUCUCUUGCGGCUGGUAACAUUUCCAGCACACAGCGUGCGGGUCCAUCCAUUCCUUCUUCUUGCUCUGGCAGUCCCGAAGUGCUUUUUGCUUAGCUCGAAUCCAAUUAAAACGUCGAGCGCAAGCCGUUACGACAUGCUCAAACGAUUUUCC
Messenger RNA from Fusarium redolens, 1426 nucleotides. RefSeq lists its product as uncharacterized. Lineage: Eukaryota; Fungi; Ascomycota; Sordariomycetes; Hypocreales; Nectriaceae. Bases 49 to 1149 code for a protein of 366 amino acids. The transcript has a single exon. The record is from RefSeq and is a predicted model, not a curated record. Gene Ontology annotation, biological process: protein phosphorylation. Gene Ontology annotation, molecular function: ATP binding; protein kinase activity.